Messenger RNA from Morus notabilis, 1320 nucleotides. Its product is annotated as zinc finger protein WIP3. Gene Ontology annotation, biological process: anatomical structure development; regulation of gene expression. Lineage: Eukaryota; Viridiplantae; Streptophyta; Magnoliopsida; Rosales; Moraceae. The transcript is spliced from 2 exons. The coding region runs from base 37 to 1092 and encodes 351 amino acids. Gene Ontology annotation, cellular component: nucleus. The record is from RefSeq and is a predicted model, not a curated record. Gene Ontology annotation, molecular function: DNA-binding transcription factor activity.
AGGAGAGAAAUUCAAGGAAUUACUCUCUGAAGAAUUAUGGGUUUAUGGAAUCACCAUUUUCAGGAAAACAACUUGUGCUUUCAAGCUCCUACUUUCAUAGAAUGGCUUAAGCCAAAUUCACCUUAUAAUAGUUCUAAUAAUUCUUCUUCUUCUUCUUCUUCUUCUAAUUCUUCUUCAUCUUCAUCUUUGAAUUCUAAUAUUACUCAUCAAGAUCUUGAUCUUCAGAAGAGUAGUACAAGUACUACACAAUGCUUACCUCUUCUAAGCAGGUUUACUGAGACAAAGCCUCUGAAGUUGGAGGAGUUUGGGGUGAAAAGGGAAAGUACUUUUGGAAUCAAAGAAGAGAAAAAUAUAGAGAAAGUUACAUUGUCUUUGCACAUUGGACUGCCCAACACAACAACAACAACAACAACAAGAACCGUUGAUUCCGGUGAUCAUGAUGAUGAUGAGAAGAAAGUUGUUGUUGAUCUGAUCAAGGAAGAUCAAGAACAGAAACAGCCCAUGAGGAAGAGCUUUCAAUAUGGUUGUUCUUUUAAUAUGGAGAGUAGGUUUUGGAUUCCGACUCCUGCGCAGAUUCUUGUUGGACCAAUGCAGUUUUCUUGUUCUAUAUGCAGCAAGACCUUCAAUAGGUACAAUAACAUGCAGAUGCACAUGUGGGGACAUGGAUCCGAGUACAGAAAAGGACCAGAGUCUCUGAAAGGAACACAGCCAGCAGCAAUGCUGAGGCUGCCAUGCUACUGCUGCGCUCAGGGCUGCAAGAACAACAUCAACCACCCGCGAGCGAAGCCGCUCAAGGACUUCCGAACCCUCCAAACCCACUACAAGCGGAAGCACGGCGCGAAGCCCUUCAGCUGCAGGAAAUGCGGGAAGACCUUCGCGGUCAAAGGCGACUGGAGGACGCACGAGAAGAACUGCGGCAAGCUCUGGUACUGCACUUGCGGCUCGGAUUUCAAGCACAAGAGGUCCCUCAAAGAUCACAUUAGAUCGUUCGGGAAGGGGCAUUCCCCGCACCCGUCGCUCGACGGGUUCGACCACGACGAAAAGGAGUGUGUCACUGCUGGCUCUGAGGACGAAGAGCUCGUUCACGCAUAGUCACAAGCAGUUGGUGGGUGUCUGCUUUUGUUUGAUAAAACUGGCUUUCUUCGGAGAAUACUAAGAUAAGAUUAGGGUAUGCAUAAAAGUUAGUCAUUAUGGUGUCCGAGAAAAGCUCGUGCUCGGUAACAAAAAAUUCUCAUGCAGUUUGGGAGCGGUUUGUUAUGGAGCACUUGCUGCAUGGACAUUACUUGGGCAAAAAAAAAAAAAAAAAAAAAAAAAAAAAAA